CGGCUGCGGAUUAGGGGACCGGAAAGGGAGGGGUGGGCCGCAGGCGCCGGACGUGACGUAACCCGGAAGCGACUUUCCGAAGAGAAAUAGGGGGCGCGUGUUUGCAAAUUGACAGAGAAAAUAAAGGGACCGACCUGCUGUCAGCCUAGCUUACUGGUCUGCGUCCGUUUCACCACGGAUUCAGUUACUAAGCAUUUUUUCUUUUUUUGGUUCUUUGCAACGUGAGUGGCAUUGGCUCAGUGAUUUCCAUGAGCCUCUCUACGAGAAAACAUUGCCUCGAUGAGGUGUGGUGGAAGCCCGGCAGCCCCUUCUAAUCGGCUAGGCUUGAGAAACCGUGUAUCUCUGCAUUUCCGAAAUUAACUCAGCGUGGUCGGCAAGAUUUUCCUGAGCAUCUGGUGUCAAGACACUCGUCACUAUUAAUUCGGAAAGAAAAAAAAAAACACCGUUUUCCAGCAUUUCUCUUGGUGGAGAACUAAACAACAGGAAAAAUGUCUAUUUUCCCUAAGAUAUCUUUGAGACCCGAGGUUGAAAACUACCUUAAGGAAGGCUUUAUGAAUAAGGAGAUUGUGACUGCUUUAGGUAAACAAGAAGCAGAAAGGAAGUUUGAAACUUUGUUAAAGCACCUGUCACAUCCUCCGUCAUUCACAACUGUCAGAGUGAAUACACAUUUAGCCUCAGUACAACAUGUGAAAAAUCUGUUACUUGAUGAACUUCAGAAGCAGUUUAAUGGAUUAAGUGUUCCUAUUCUUCAACAUCCAGACCUUCAAGAUGUGUUACUUAUUCCUGUUAUUGGACCCAGAAAGAAUAUUAAAAAACAACAGUGUGAAGCCAUUGUUGGAGCCCAGUGUGGCAAUGCAGUUUUAAGAGGAGCCCAUGUCUAUGCCCCAGGAAUUGUGUCAGCAUCAAAAUUUAUGAAAGCUGGAGAUGUUAUUUCUGUAUACUCUGAUAUUAAAGGAAAAUGUAAGAAAGGAGCCAAAGAAUUUGAUGGAACAAAAGUAUUUCUGGGAAAUGGGAUUUCUGAACUAAGCCGCAAAGAAAUCUUCAGUGGAUUACCUGAACUGAAGUAUGUCAUCAGAGGCAUGGGCAUAAGAAUGACAGAACCAGUAUAUCUCAGCCCUUCAUUUGACAAUGUACUGCCCCGUUACUUAUUUUUACAAAAUUUGCCAUCUGCCUUAGUAACUCAUGUACUAAAUCCUCAACCUGGAGAGAAGAUUCUAGACUUGUGUGCAGCACCUGGAGGGAAAACAACACACAUUGCAGCACUAAUGCAUGAUCAGGGAGAAGUUAUAGCACUGGAUAAAAUCUUCAACAAGGUAGAAAAAAUAAAGCAGAAUGCCUUAUUGUUAGGGCUGAAUUCCAUCAGGGCAUUUUGUUUUGAUGGAACAAAGGCGGUUAAACUUGAUAUAGUGGAGGACACAGAAGGGGAACCUCCAUUUCUACCAGAAUCCUUUGACCGAAUUCUUCUGGAUGCACCCUGUAGUGGAAUGGGACAGAGACCAAACAUGGCCUGUACUUGGUCUUUGAAGGAAGUGGCAUCAUAUCAGCCAUUACAGCGAAAACUCUUCACUGCAGCAGUUCAGCUGCUGAAGCCAGAGGGUGUGCUGGUUUAUAGCACGUGCACUAUAACACUGGCCGAAAAUGAAGAACAAGUUGCCUGGGCCCUGACAAAAUUUCCUUGCCUUCGGCUUCAGCCCCAGGAACCGCAGAUUGGAGGAGAGGGAAUGAGGGGAGCUGGGCUCUCAUGUGAACAAUUGAAACAGCUGCAGCGAUUUGAUCCAUCAGCUGUGCCGUUACCGGACACUGACGUGGACUCUCUGAGAGAGGCCAGAAGAGAAGACAUGUUGCGUCUGGCUAAUAAAGACUCUAUAGGUUUUUUUAUUGCAAAAUUUGUAAAAUGCAAAAGCACAUAGGAGAGGGAUGGAUGCUCAGAAAUGAAAAUUCCAAACAUUUGCUGUCUGUGGUUUUUUUUUUUUUUUUUUUUUUAAACCAAAGUGUUGUCAGGCCAACUGAAUGAUGAUGUGGUUGCUAAGGAAACAGAAAAGGCUGCCAGCUGUUUUACCAGGGAUCCAGAGACAUAGAGGAAGUAGGGGGUGGUAUGAGAUUAUAUUUUCUGUUUUUAAAAGAAUUUUUUUCUUUAUGUAUUUAGUAGAGUAUAAAGAAAAGCAGAUGCCUGUAGAUGUCUGGAGCAUAUUUUCAUUUGUGAUCUAAUGUUUUAAAUUGUAAAGUAUACAAGUCAUUUUUAAUGUUAAAAAUUAGUGAAUCUAACAAAAGGAAUAAAUUAGCAAUAUUU
Molecule: messenger RNA, 2290 nt
Organism: Nomascus leucogenys (northern white-cheeked gibbon)
Lineage: Eukaryota; Metazoa; Chordata; Mammalia; Primates; Hylobatidae
Gene: NSUN6
Product: NOP2/Sun RNA methyltransferase 6
Biological process (GO): RNA methylation
Molecular function (GO): methyltransferase activity; RNA binding
Source: RefSeq, a predicted model, not a curated record